Molecule: messenger RNA, 5763 nt
Organism: Kwoniella shivajii
Lineage: Eukaryota; Fungi; Basidiomycota; Tremellomycetes; Tremellales; Cryptococcaceae
Exons: 10
Coding region: 1-5763 (1920 amino acids)
Biological process (GO): post-transcriptional tethering of RNA polymerase II gene DNA at nuclear periphery; RNA export from nucleus; telomere tethering at nuclear periphery
Cellular component (GO): nuclear pore cytoplasmic filaments; nuclear pore
Molecular function (GO): RNA binding; structural constituent of nuclear pore
Source: RefSeq, a predicted model, not a curated record
AUGUUUGGCGGAACCUCAAAAUGGGGUCAAAAUAAUCAACAGCAGCAACAACCUCAACAGCAACAAGGAGGCUUGUUUGGCGGUGGAACUGCAGGAGGGUUUGGACAACAACAACCACAACAACAAAAUACAGGCGGAUUCGGCCAAAACAAUGCUGGUGGAUUCGGACAGCCUGCUCAACAAAAUACGGGAGGAGGUUUAUUUGGAGGAGGUACAGCGAAUACUUCGACAUUUGGUGGAUUCGGUGCAAACACCCAACAACAACCACAACAGCAAAGUAAUGCUUUUGGUGCAUCAAGACCAACUUUUGGAGCUACUGGAGGUAGUACUUUCGGGCAACCACAACAGCAGAAUACUGGCGGAGGACUUUUCGGUAACACCAACACCAAUACCGGCUUUGGCUCUACUUCCAACACUUCUACCGGUGGCUUAUUCGGUGCCAAACCUGCUACCACUUCAACAUUUGGAUCUGGAACCACGUCAGGGCUCUUCGGCGCUAAACCCACAACUACAUUCGGUGCUACCGGAAAUCAAGAAGUGUUGAAAGGUCCUAAUGAGUUGCAGACAUAUCGUCCCGAAGCCCCUUCGGCUCCACCGCCUGCUCAAGGUACGGCUUCUCCGGCUUACUUCCCAACAUGGCAAGGUGAUCCCUCAUCCACUACCAUGGGCAAGGAAGGUCCACCUCAUCUGUUCCAUUCAGUAACUGGUAUGGUACCGUAUCGAGGAGUAUCAUGGGAGGAAUUACGAGCUUUAGAUUAUCAACAGAAUCGAAAGGAAGCAACGCAACAACCUGCCAAUACUUUCGGCGCUUCAACUGGAGGAUUUGGUCAACCUGCCUCGACAGGAUUCGGUCAAACACAACCACAAACAUCGACCUUUGGAACCAAACCCGCCGGAGGGAUGUUCGGAAGCACGGGAAGCACCGGUUUUGGAUCUACCAGCACCGGUUUUGGGUCAACCCCGACAAAUACCGGUGGAGGACUGUUCGGUCAACAACAGCAGCAACAGCAACAACCACAACAAAACCAAUCUCCCUUCGGUCAAUCAACUUCUGGUACCGCCGGCAGUCUUUUCGGUCAACCAGCUCAACCUCAAGCGAAUACUGGUGGUGGAUUGUUCGGAAAUACCAGUGUGUUUGGUAGUCAAAAUAACCAACAACAGCCUCAGCAACAGCAACAGCAAGCUGGAACAAGCACAUUUGGAGGCUUUGGGGCUGCCAAACCUGCUUUCGGAGCUGGAACAACUGGCGGGUUUGGAUCCACUGCUGCGCCCACCGGAACGAGUACAUUUGGUCAAACUGGUGCUACUGGAACAAGCAGUUUCGGAGGCUUUGGACAAACUCAACAACCGCAACAGCAACAACAACAACCGGCUACCGGAGGUGGAUUAUUUGGUGGUGGCGGUGGCUUCGAUUCCCAACCGCAGCAAAAUACGGGCGGUCUAUUUGGCCAAACUGCUCAGCAACAACAGCCUGGAGCUGGUGGAUUCGGCGCACCUAAGCCUGCGGGUGGUCUGUUUGGAAGUACGCCUGCACCAGCGGCAACUAACACCGGCUUUGGUGGCUUCGGUCAAACGGCAAACAACCAACCUUCUUCGGGUGGUCUUUUCGGCAGCACCAAUAAUGCCGCAACCCAAUCUUCUUCCCUUUUCGGCCAACAACCCCAACAGCAAAACGCCCAACAACCCGCUCCCGGUGGCCUCUUUGGGAGCACUUCUACGGGUGGGGGCCUGUUCGGAGCUAAACCUGCUACUGCCACUCCAGGUACUGGCGGUUUGUUCGGUCAGACACAGCCUGUUCAGCUACCUGCCCAGGGAGGAGGCUUGUUCGGGAACACUGGAUCCACCGGAGGUCUCUUUGGCGGUACCAGUAACAAUCUAGGGCAACAGAACCAGCAACAGAACAACUCGCUUGCCAAACCAGCCGGAGGUCUGUUUGGAGGAGGCGGCGGUCUCUUCGGACAGCAAAACCAGCAACAACAACCUGCUCAGACAGGUAAUACAGGUGGACUCUUCGGUACUCUUGGUCAGUCACAACCUGCUUCCACUGGUCUCUUCGGCAGUACCAACGCUCAACCCGCUCAGCAAUCCAAUUUUGGCGGCAGUAUGUUUGGCGGUCUAGGUCAAUCGACUGGACAACAGCAACAACAACAACCCUCACUUACCGCCUCCAUCGAUCAAAACCCAUAUGGCAACAAUCAACUUUUCCAAUAUACUGGUCAGAAACUCGAAUACGGAUCACAGUCUAAGAAACCUGCUCUUCCACCCCUUACCGCCUCAUCUUACCGACUCACGCCUAGCACCAAGGGAAAAAUCAGCAAGCUGAGAGGUUUCGCCUCUCCUCUCGCCGGUUCCCAAAGUCCCGCACGAUCAAACACUCCUCUUGUUUUGGCCAGCUCACCUGCCCGAUCGAGCCUACUCAAUUCUCCCGCUGCGCCUGAUAGAUAUAAGGGUUUAACCGAUACCGCAUUGACACCCAACGCUUUCGUACCUCGUCCCAGCAUUAAAAAGUUGACUGUUACACCCAGGGUAUUCAAUGGAGCUGGAAAUGGUGAUCAGCUUGAAUCAGUCCUCGGCAAAUCAGCUUUGAAAAGCUCGACAGGUAGUCUCGCUCAGCCUACCCCCGAACGAGGUUUCAUCGCUCCUGGGAGUCCCGCUACUCUACUCUUCAAUCCUCCUGCUGCUAAUGGCAUCUCUCGAUCUGAGCAUACCGACUCACCCGUUCGACGCUCAGCGCCCAUCGCUGAAUCGUCCCUUCGAGUCUCCGGGUCAGAGCGCGCACCUAAGAAAGGAGAAUACUGGUGUAAACCUAAAUUGGAAAAGCUUCGUCAAUUAAGCAAGCAGGAAUUAUCUGAACUUCACAAUUUCACGGCUGGUCGACGUGGGUUUGGUGAAGUAACGUUCCUCGAGCCGGUCGAUCUGACUCUGGCUCCUCUCGACGAUCUGCUUGGUACCAUUGUUGUUUUCGAUCAAUCUGAACUAUCGGUUUAUCCCGAUGACUACCCUGCUAAAGCUCCCGAAGGACAAGGCCUUAAUAUACCCGCUCGAAUUACUUUAGAAAAUGUCUUCGCUCAUGAUAAAGCUACCAAAGAACCUAUCCGAGAUUCUUCUGACCCUAGAUUUGUUCGAUUCUUGAAGCGGGUCAAGAACAUUCCGAACACUGAGUUUGUUAGUUACACCGACGAUGGAACAUGGUCUUUCAAAGUUGAACAUUUCAGCAGAUAUGGGAUUGAUGAAAGCGACGAAGAUGAUGCUGAACCUCAACCAAAGAAACACGUUCGACAGAGAAGUGCAGCGACUUAUGAGAGAACUCCAUCUAGAACUCCUGAAUCAAUGCAAGAUGAAGAUGAGGAUAUGUUACCGCCUACUAAAGGCUUACGGGAUUUUUCCGAAGGGGAACAUGAUUCCGGGCUAGAGGACGAUUCUUUCGAGGAAGAAGAGACAUAUGAAAAUGGAGAUGAGGAAUUUGACGAACCGGACGAUAUACCUGAGCAAAUAAUACCAACGUGGGAUCAACCCUUGAAAAGCAAGAUCGGUGUUGAAGGAAUGAAAAAACUACGAGAAAUGCAGUCUUCUUUUUUCGCUGCUCCACCGCAGAAGGUUGAUACCAAAAAAAGGGAUAUGAGAGAGAGAAACAAAGACUCGUUUUUUGGUGAAGCCGGGGAGGACAUUGAAUCGCUUGAUAACCGGGCUGUCAAGCGCACCUCCUUCGGCGAAACUCGUGUUAGCCCACCGAAACUUCGACAACCUAGAAAAUAUGCCCGUGUACUUGAAGAUGACAGUGUAAUCAAAGGAGAUGAAGGCAUCAGAGUUGAUGCUGGAUUAGCUCUCGGAAGGUCAUUCAGAUGUUCUUGGGGACCCAAAGGCGAAUUGGUGCAUUUCGGAAAGAUUACUGCUCCUGGAGCGACCAUAAUUCCCGAAUCAAACGCCGUGGUACAUAUUGAAAAAGUGGAAACUCUCGCCGAUGAAACGAGGUCUGAAAACGCUAAAGCCAAGAAACUGCUUGCAUUACAUCUGGAAAACACCAUCGUUGAGACCCUGGACGGUAUACCUUACGCCGCAAUCGACACUACUAUUCGAUUCCGGGAUUUUGCUUCUCGCUUUGACGCUGGCGAUCGAUCGCACGAAGCCAGCGUGUUCCGUCUAGGCGUCGCUCUUUUCGAUGAACUUGAUCUACGACUCCCUUCCGAUUCACCCGAAGAACUAGUGGAGCGGAUAGCUUCUAUCAGACGAAAAUUGGCUCUCUCAAACUGGCUAGAAGAUGCUGUUUCUCCAGCCGUUGAUUCAGACUUGAUAAAAAGUGGAGAAGAUCGACCUGCGAAAGCAUUCGCUCUUUUGAGCGGACAUCAAGUAGAACGAGCCGUUCAAUCUGCUCUGGAUGGCGGUGAUAUGAGACUUGCAACUUUGAUUUCACAAGCCGGGGGAGAAGAGAUAUUCCGAGAAGAGUUAAUGAGACAAUUAGAAGAUUGGCAAAAAUACAAAGUCAAUCCUCUUAUAGCUAAAGGAUAUCGAAAACUCUACGCCCUCUUAGCCGGUAUCACUGAUAUCUCCCCUGAUGAUCCUUCAAAAGGGUCUGAUGGAUGUCCUAAUGUCCUCAUUGCUGAAGGUUUAGAUUGGAAACGGGCAUUAGGUCUACAACUAUGGUAUGGUAAUCGAUUUGAAGAUACUAUAUCAGAUGUCGUCUCAGCAUACUCUGCAUCUCUCGAUUCAACUCAUCCCCCUGCCAAACCACUACCUGCCUAUCUGGAAAUCCCAGCCCACUUACCAAGAAAUUGGAAUUCUCCCUACGAACCCACAGACGUCUUGUACAACUUGAUCAAACUUUAUUCAAACAGAGAAAUCUCAUUAGAUCAAAUACUGCGUUCACGUGAUACUUCACCAUCACCAUUUGAUGUUAGACUAUCAUGGCAUUUAUAUAUACUCCUCUCUAGAGUGUUGGAGAAGAGAGAUUUUGAAGAUAGGGAAGGAGAGGGGUAUUCUGCUUCAGCGGAUAAAUUGACAGAAGGUUUCGCUAGUCAGCUGGAGCUCAAUGGCGAAUGGACCUAUGCCGCUUUUGUCUCAUUACAUCUUGAAACAUCCAUAGGUCGAGAACAAUCAAUUCGAGCUCUAUUAUUCCGCCACCCCUACCCAACUUCGGACGAACAAGAUUUUCUUACUCAAACACUCAAAAUACCAAUCGUAUGGAUACACGAAUCCCGAGCUGCAUCCCUUUCUUCAUCCGGAGAUGCAUGGGGAGAGUAUCACGCUCUACUCAAAGCUGAAUUAUGGAAUCGAGCACACAAAGUUUUGAUUGCCAAAUUAGCUCCCGAAGCUGUUUUGAGGGAUGACAAGGUCUUAUUGAGGAAGUUAUGCGAAAACUUGGAUGGAAAAGGCGCAGAAGGUUGGGAGUAUGGCGGCAAGUUAUUCCUCGACUGGGCGGACCUCACCACGGAUACAGCUCGAAUAUUGACAUCAGUCGUCCAGGCAGGAUCACAUCCUGAUCCGAGAGAAUCCACAACGUUAUCAGAUCAUUCCCGGAACCUACCUAGGGUAUUACAACUCCUCCCCGCCCUGUUCCCAGAUAAAAAAGACAUACAACAAGUUGCAGGACUAAGUGAGAUGUUAAGUCCUCUAUAUCAAUUAGCGGGAUUGUUGCAUUCGGCUGGAUACAUCAACAAACAAUCUGUACCGACAUAUCUGGUAGAUGAAGAUAGAUUGGAUUUACUUCAAUCUGCUGCAUUUGAAUCGUUCAACAAAUCCUUAGACUCUUUACCUGUUUCAGCGUAA